Molecule: messenger RNA, 523 nt
Organism: Cottoperca gobio
Lineage: Eukaryota; Metazoa; Chordata; Actinopteri; Perciformes; Bovichtidae
Product: transcription factor E3-like
Exons: 3
Source: RefSeq, a predicted model, not a curated record
UCUGUCUGUAGAUUAGUCUAUAGUUCAGUGUCAGGCUGCCCUGGUGCCGUUCAGCAGCUGUAAGGAGGACUCGAACCUGCGACCAGUCUAAAUCAGAGACUUUGAGUGAAACAUGCUGCUGUGAUUUCAUUCCUGAGACUUUGAUCCUCCGGUGGCUGCUGGGAAAUAAAGCGCCUCUCUGUGCUGGUGCUGCUCAGUCUCCGUUAAACACGUCCGUGUCUCUGGAGAAAUGUCAGCCGUUAGCUCAGACCAGAUCCAGAAACGAGCCGGAACCGAGCCGGAGCAGCUGGAGGCCGGGGUUCUACAACCGCAGACCGUGUUUGUCAUCCUGGACUCGGCUGAAACAAUCAACCUGGUCCGGGUGGAGUCCGGUAUCGUCGCUGACAUCGAGGUCGACAAUCUGCUGCCAUCAGACUGCGACACCUUCUACCAGAUCAAGAGUCAGCCAAUCAGCUUCAGUACUUCAGCAGCUUCCUCGCCUUCUUUAUCUUCAUCCUCUCUGCCGUCAGCCAUGACAGUCCAG